AUGCGGUUCGACACGACGCGAUACGACGCGACACGACACGACACGACACGACACGACACGACACGACACGCCGCGCCACGCCGCGCCACGCCGCGCCACGCCGCGCCACGCCGCGCCACGCCGCGCCACGCCACGCCACGCCACGCCACGCCACGCCAACACCUCCAUCCAAGGGGAGAGGGCUUUGAUCAGACUCGGCGGAAGAUGGCGGCACGAGUGGCCCGAACAGCCUCCGGUCUGUUCGUGAGUUGGCAUAAGACAAUGCAAAGUGAGAAUUCAACCCUGUGCUCUUUGGCUGCGCCAGAUUGCUUGCUUCUCCCCGUCUAUACCGAUGAAAAGAAGAAACUGUUGAGUGUUUGUUCGGCAACAGUCGCGUUUUUAUCAGUGUUCAUUGAUUUAGCGGCCGCAGUUUCAUAAGCAGUUUGUUGACUUUGUGCAGUGAAACGCAUCGAAGUUCGGUGACUCCAUUUCCUUGGCUGCGAAUAAAAUUCUGGUGUUGGUAAAUGGAGUAAAAAUCAAUUUUCGUGGGACGUCUUUACCCGUCCUUCUUUAUGGUGGAUUAAGUGCGGCUGUUGUUAAAAGUAGACUUCACAUUCCUCUAAAUUUCUUUGCCCCUCCCCCUUUGUUGUGAAUUAAGUGCUGCUAUUGUUUAGAGUAGAGAACAUUACUUACUCUGGCACAUCUUUCCCUCUCCUCGUUUUCUGUAAAAUA
Molecule: messenger RNA, 711 nt
Organism: Gryllus bimaculatus (two-spotted cricket)
Lineage: Eukaryota; Metazoa; Arthropoda; Insecta; Orthoptera; Gryllidae
Source: the annotation of a GenBank genome assembly